Odocoileus virginianus texanus is the source of this 3664-nucleotide messenger RNA. NCBI's taxonomy places the organism in Eukaryota, Metazoa, Chordata, Mammalia, Artiodactyla, Cervidae. The record is from RefSeq and is a predicted model, not a curated record.
CAGUGAUGUCCCCGGUGCUUAAAACAAUGCCUGGUGCACAAUAAAGCUGUGCAAAAUUAAUGAACAGCCUUGUGAAAAGUUGGCUAGACCGUAUCUGGGGGGCCGGCCCCCCCUCUCCCUGCGGUGAGCCCGGACCGGCGAGCUCACUGCGCAGACUCCCCGCUGCAGUGGGCGGAGCCCCUUGGGCCCCGCCCCCUCCUUCCUCCCGCCCCUGCUCAGCCUGUUGGGGCAGAAGCUGGGGCCCCGUGGAGGUAGCAGCAGCUGUCUGCCGAGUAAGGCCGAGGCUCCUCUGGGCCUAGAACACCCCACACAGUGCCAGCUUCUGGUCCCCGCAGUUUGGAGACCCUGACACACCCACUUUGGCACCUGGGAUCUGCAUAACCCCUGACUGCCGGGCACGAUGAAGCCUAAACUGAUGUACCAGGAGCUGAAGGUGCCUGCAGAGGAACCUGCCAGUGAACUGCCCAUGAAUGAGAUCGAGGCAUGGAAAGCUGCAGAAAAGAAAGCCCGUUGGGUCCUUCUAGUCCUUAUCCUGGCGGUUGUGGGCUUCGGUGCCCUGAUGACUCAGCUGUUUCUAUGGGAAUACGGCGACUUGCAUCUCUUUGGGCCCAAUCAGCGCCCAGCCCCCUGCUAUGACCCUUGCGAAGCAGUGCUGGUAGAGAGCAUUCCCGAGGGCCUGGACUUUCCCAAUGCCUCCACGAGCAACCCGUCCACCAGCCAGGCCUGGCUGGGCCUGCUCGCUGGUGCCCACAGCAGCCUGGACAUUGCCUCCUUCUACUGGACUCUCACCAACAAUGACACCCACACUCAGGAACCCUCUGCUCAGCAGGGUGAGGAGGUCCUCCGGCAGCUGCAGACUCUGGCACCCCGAGGUGUGAAGGUCCGCAUUGCUGUGAGCAAGCCCAAUGGGCCCCAGCCCCAGGCAGACCUGCAGGCCCUGCUGCAAAGUGGUGCCCAGGUCCGCAUGGUGGACAUGCAGAAGCUGACCCAUGGUGUCCUGCACACCAAGUUCUGGGUGGUGGACCAGACUCACUUCUACCUUGGCAGUGCCAACAUGGAUUGGCGCUCCCUGACCCAGGUCAAGGAGCUGGGCGUGGUCAUGUACAACUGCAGCUGCCUAGCUCGAGACCUGACCAAGAUCUUCGAAGCCUACUGGUUCCUGGGCCAGGCGGGCAGCUCCAUCCCGUCAACCUGGCCCCGGCCUUAUGACACCCGCUACAAUCAAGAGACUCCAAUGGAAAUCUGCCUCAAUGGAACCCCUGCUCUGGCCUACCUGGCGAGUGCACCCCCACCGCUGUGUCCAAGUGGCCGCACCCCAGACUUGAAGGCCCUGCUCAACGUGGUGGACAACGCCCGGAGUUUCAUCUACAUCGCGGUCAUGAACUACCUGCCCACCAUGGAGUUCUCCCACCCACGCCGGUUCUGGCCUGCCAUUGACGACGGGCUGCGGCGGGCUGCCUAUGAGCGGGGCGUCAAGGUACGCCUGCUGAUCAGCUGCUGGGGACACUCUGACCCCUCGAUGCGGGCCUUCCUGCUCUCCCUGGCUACCCUGCGUGACAAUCAUACCCACUCCGACAUCCAGGUGAAACUCUUUGUGGUCCCUGCGGACGAUGCCCAGGCCCGAAUCCCUUAUGCCCGCGUCAACCACAACAAGUACAUGGUGACCGAACGGGCCACCUACAUCGGAACCUCCAACUGGUCUGGUAGCUACUUCACCGAGACGGCGGGCACCUCGCUGCUGGUGACGCAGAACGGGCGGGGUGGCCUGCGGAGCCAGCUGGAGGCCGUGUUCCUGAGGGACUGGGACUCCCCUUACAGCCAUGACCUUGACGCUGCCGCCGACAGUGUGGGCAACGCCUGUCGCCUGCUCUGAGGCCCGGUCCGAUGGCCAGGCCAGGCCUGCAAGGCCCCUGCAGGCUCAGGUGUUCCGGGUCUCCAUCCCCUGUCCCCGUGCCCCCCCGCUUCUGUCUGACCCACUGUGGCUCCAACAGGCUCCCCUUUGCAACCACCCCGACCCCGGCCUCCCAUCUCUACCUCCGCCCCCACUGGCCUGAUGCUGUGGCCCCAGAGGACCCAGCUGAGCUGCAGGAGGGCUCAGCCCCCAAAGGAGAAGUGGGGGUGCAUGCUGGGCCCAGCCCCCCUGGCCCACCCCACUUCCCAGGGCAAAGAGGGCCCAAGGUCAUAAUAAGAAGUAAAUAACUUGUCUGUACAGCCUGUGCCUGACUGAGUGGUGUGAGGUGGGGUGUCGGGUAGGGGCAGCUGGCAUGAGCCUCUGGGGGGACAUCUUUGUGGGUCCUGGGCCCUCGGCAUGUGGCCAGUGUGGUUUGGUGUGCACUGGAUGCUCAGCACGUGUCUGGGGUGUGCUGAGCCCUCAGUGGGUGACCAGCAUGGGCCAGCGUGUGCUGAACGCUCGGCGUAUGAUGCACGCGAGCUGGUGUGUGCUGAGCAUGGGUGUGUGACCUCGUGGGCAGGCAUGAACAGAGCCUCCUGGAGCCAGCAUGGGGCCACGUGUGCUGCACACUCAGCGUGACCCGAGCCCCAUGAGCACGUGCCAAGCCACUGCCCUGUCCGUGAGGGUGGACUCGCACGUCUGGACACUGGCCUGGAUACCGAGCGUGAACUUAAUACUUCGCAUGUCCCGAGCAUGGAUACGUGCAUGCCAAGCCUGUCACCUGUGGCAAGGACAGGUCAAUAGGCAAUGAGAACUGAGCAUCUGGCCAGCUCAGAUCGGCACCUACUGAACGCUGAGCAUGUUCUGAUGGUGAAUUCUUGCAUGCCAGGUGCUGAGCGUGUUUAAGGGAGGGGGCAGUGUGCCGAGCACAGGCUGCAGUCCGAGCCUGCAGCUCGGGUGGUGUGGGUGGACUGGGUGCAGCACUGGAGAGCAGAGCCUGGGUCCCCUGCACCUUGCCCCCCGUGCCAGUUCAGGCCUCAGGCAAGGAGCACAGGCAUGGGGCGGUACUGCUGAACAGUUCUUUAUUGAAAUAAACAGAGGCAGUAGGGCCAAGGGCAUGCUCAGGGCCAGUGGGGUGCAGCCCCCCCUUCUUGCAUCCCUCUGGCCCAGGAGGCCACAAACCCUUCUGUUUGGGGUGUGUAUGCAGACAUGCACCGUGGGCAGAGGGGGAGGGAAUGGGGAAUUUCUGGAUAACUAUCUUUCUAUAAGAAUAAUCUGUCGGUUCAGGGGAUGGCUCUGAGGAGGGGGUUGCCAGCCCCAUCAGCGCAGCCCCCAGCGAUGGGCAGGGGUGGGGUCACCCAUCAGUGGUGCCCGCCAACGUGCUGCAGAAAGCUGGUGGCCCGGGGUGGACCAUGUGGGUGGGUGUGGCGUGGGGGGAGCCCCUGAGCCCGCGGCCCCCUGAGGCCCUCCAGGGUCCAGUCUGGCUCACUCAGCCAUUCCCCAGGACAGCUGUUGGGGUCGAAGAGCUCAGGGCCUGGACUCUGUCGGGGAGGAGCAGAGAUGGGCAUCACCCAGGAAGCCCCCUCCCAUGUCCCACCUCCGCCCUGGAAACAGCCAGCCUGCCCGCUCGUGGACUCCUUUGGUCCCAACUGCUUCCUUGUGACUUCCUGAGGACAAUUUUGUACAUUCUGAACCCUCUCGACAUUUUGGAGGCUUAAAUGGUGUGUGCUGAGACCUUAAUGUGUCCUGAAGGAGUGUUUGCUGAGACCUUAA